AUGGAUACUGAGGAAUUGAGAUCAAGGAACCCAGUUAAGAUAGGAUACUAUGAUCCCUUUAGUAUCUAUCCAAAAAUCAAAGAUGAUUUUGAAAAGAACUUCCCAUUGACAAAUUUACAUUUAAAAUUCGAAUUGUCUCAACCUUUAAAGUCGAUUCCAUUGUUACCUGUAUCAUUGGUUGAAGAAGUGCCGAAAAAGCAAGAUAUUAUUGAAUCAGAUGAUGUUUAUACGCGUUUAAUGUUUAUUAGAAUUGAAAGUAUUGAUAAAUAUCGAAGUCAGGUUCGACCAUUAAUAAGAGAAUGGCUUAAGCAAUUAGUAUUCAAAUCAAGGAGUUCUUGGAUGAUUAUAUUAUUUGUUCCACAUGAUACAAAAGACAAGCAUUCUAGUUUGAUUAAGACAUCUCGAUUCGAUAAGUUGAGGAAUGAUUUUGGUGAUGAAGGAAAAGAAUUGAAAACAAUCUUACCUGGGAAGCUUCCCGUUUAUGAUGGAGCUCGAUGUUUUAAAUUAAGUGAAAAUGAAAUCAAAAUGAAUAAAACUGAAGCUUAUAAUGGCCUAUUGUCAGAAAUCAAGGUUUUACUUAUCUCUUCAUUCGUGAAUCGCCACAGCAAUUUUCGACAAUUGAUUAAAGAAAAUAAGCAACAUUCAAUAGGUCAGUUUAUGCUGAUGUUAAACCUUGCAGAUUUAUUAAACGAUAUGAGACUACACCAGGAUUCAUUAGAUUCUUAUGAUAAAUUAUUUCGAGAACUUGAGCCCUUAGUUCAGCAAAACCCCAACUACUUCAAUUUAAGCAUCGAUCUACCUAGUUCAUUCGACUCCUAUAAUUUUGAAGAAUCGUUUGAUUCAGUAAAUUUAGAGGUUAGUUUUGUUCAGAAGAAAGACAUAAAUCUAUUUCAGCUACUGUGUUUAGUAUUUAUUAAUCAAUCCAUUUUAUUACAAUCAUUAGCAAAUGCUAGCAGUUCAAUUUCACUUGCUUCAAUAUAUAUGUCUAGAAUAUAUCAACUGCUAAUUGAAUUCCUUAAUGAUCUUUCCAGAACAUCUCCCAAUCAUGAUUUACGCGAAUUUCAGUACUCAGUCAUCGAAUUUUAUUUAAACCUCCCACUAGCACAAAGACUUACAAGUUCUAUAUCUGACACCGAAGAAAGUAAGGCACAAGUCCGAGCCAUUUUAGAAUUCAGAGCAGAGUUGAAAUUGCAGCAAAGAUCGAUCUUGAUAAAGUUGGCAGAAGACAAAAACUAUUGUAUACGUGGAAUAGAGAGUGUAUUGGAAGAGAUUUCCUUGGAUGACAACCAACUGCAUGACAAUACGCAACAGCAAAAGCCACACGAAUUUUCUAAUCCCUCUCUUCUUGCGUGCUUAAAGGAAAAAUCCGAUUUCUUUGACAAAUUUGAAUCAUUGACCAUGGAUAUUAUCCAUGAUUUCAUGCUUUGUAGCCGUUCAAAAUCAAUUGAUGUGCUUUCCAUCGAUCUUGUUAUACUAAACUAUGAAAAGCAAAAUUAUACUCAAUGCUUGGAAAUUUUGAAAGAUUCUUAUGAUUUUUUUAUUUCAAAUGGUUGGAACUUCUUAGGAGGGAUUUUGUUGGAAAUUUAUAUUGGAUGUCUUGAAAAAGUGAAACCUCAAGAAUCAGAUGAAGUAUUGGCAACUUGUUUGAAAUUGUUUUCCUGUCUCGUUAAAAGCAAAAGUGGAAUUAAUUCGUAUGGAUUGAUCAAAACUAAAGAACAGAUUGAAAAGCUAUACGAGAAGAUCAAUGGUUAUUCAUUAAAACAAAAUAUAAAAGUUGAAUGCUCCCUCAAUGAGUUAUUCAAAUCAGAAGUUCUAUUGUAUUUCAAUGCAGACGAAUCUACAAGCAGGGAUAGAUAUUAUGUAAACAUGAGGUUAGAGAAUCGGUUCGGAGUUCCAUUUAUGUUUGACCGCAUUGAAUUAAUAACGACAGAUCAAGAGGGACAUGAAAUUUUGUUUAGACAAGAAAAUGUCGAAAUAUCGUCAGAAAGAAAUCAUACAAUAAAAUUAUUCACCAAUAGUUUCAUUAUGGGCUCUUUUGUUCCAAAGAGACUUUGUGUUUCUGUUAACAAGAUGUUGCAUUUUGUAUUAGACUAUAAGUUAGUUCCAUCGAUAAGAUUUAAUGAUUCUACAAUUGACCCCAACGCGUCAACAAAUCAUGAAAUCCAAGAAAUGAGGCAUUGCACUCAAGCACAAUCAAUGUUAGUUUUUCCGAAUCUUGACAAAUUCAGAGCACAAUUCUACAGUUCAAAAGCAAUGAAUUUAGGUAGUUCUAAUACCUUAUUGAAAAUAACUAAUGGUGGAAAUAGAAUAACUGAUUUGAAAGCUAAGUUAUUCUCGACCACAAACGGAUUAAAGAUCAAUGAUACUGAACUUGAAAUCGACUCGCUCGAACCCAACGAGGUAAAAGAUAUAAUUAUUCCAUAUACUUAUAACUUCGAUAACAAAAUAAUUAACAUGCGGGCACAAAUAGAAUACUUUUCAGACGGUGAGAAAUAUGUCUUUGAAGCUUCAUAUGACAUAAACAUAACGCUACCCAUUUCAGUUUCAGUACAAGAUAUCUUCAAAGAAGAUUUUAUAUAUUGGAAAUUCCAGAUCGGAACCUCGAUUCCUGAAGUACCUAUCAGAAUCUUGGAUACUAAAUUAAGUAUCGAAAAUGACAAAUAUUCAAUUGUGGAACCAGGUAUCAAACUUCCUGAAUUGAUAGCCUUUGGAGAACAAUCAGUUUCAACGUUUUAUAGAAUCAUUCCCAAUGCUGACUGUCAAGUAUCUGAUACAGAUAGCUUAGAUUUGAUUAUUAAAUAUUCGAGUUUACAAGAAGAAUGUGAAGUUUGCAUGGAUGAAUAUGUGAUUCAACAGCUAGAGAAGUUGAAAUUAUCCAGAUACUGGUAUUUAUUGAAAGACGCAUUAAUCUCAAAAAUGCGAUUCGAGUUGAACAAGUAUGCCAUGGAUAAUAUUAUCAAGUUUCAAAAUGGGACUGAACUAAGCACUUUGGGAGAGGCAAUAAUCCAUGAAUUUGUUGAAUCGAUAGCCGACAAAAAGAUAUUGGUUAAGUUAUUGCAUGAUGUGUUAUUUGAACAAGAAGUUCCAGUCAUCAAGAAAGAGGGCAAUAUACUUUCAUUGCAUAUAUCAGUUCCUGUUCCAGUAAUAAAAUAUUUGCAAAUAGUCGAGUAUGACUUUGAAAGGAAUGACAAAUAUGUGGUUGGAGAACCAAUUAAUGUUUCAUUAAGAGUGAAAACAGUGAAUAGAUGGUCUUCAGAUGAAGACUCAGAGAAAUCCCAAGCAGAUGAAUUCCAAUUGAUGUUACAAAAUGACGACAAUUGGUCAAUAUCAGGUUUCAAAAGGAAGAUAUUUAGACAUGAAGCCGAAAAUGAAUAUUCCCUCGAGACUCAAUUAACAUUGAUUCCGUUAAGUAUUGGCAAAAUUCUCUUACCAAGAGUAAGUGUAAAAUCUUCAGAAAAAACGGAACUGGAUGAGAUUUCAAUGGAUGUAGUAUUUAAGAAUGGCUUGGAAUCUUUAUUGAUUGUUCCAGAUGUCAAAAGUAUCACUUUUGCCUUCUAA
Messenger RNA from Hemisphaericaspora subhashii, 3558 nucleotides. Its product is annotated as transport protein particle complex II subunit. The transcript has a single exon. Bases 1 to 3558 code for a protein of 1185 amino acids. Gene Ontology annotation, cellular component: TRAPPII protein complex. The record is from RefSeq and is a predicted model, not a curated record. NCBI's taxonomy places the organism in Eukaryota, Fungi, Ascomycota, Pichiomycetes, Serinales, Debaryomycetaceae. Gene Ontology annotation, biological process: intra-Golgi vesicle-mediated transport; early endosome to Golgi transport.